CCCUUCUGCCCUUUCUCUCUCUACCCUUUAUCUCUCUAUAAAUCUCCCCAAAACCCCUCUUUUUCUUCCUUCUUUCUUCACGCCCUCCCCAAUCUCUUUUUUCCCGUUUACCCUCGCAGGGGUAGUUGUGAGCGCCUUUGCUGCCUGUGAAGAGAUGAGGAGCACCGUUUCGGUGUCUGAUUGGAGAGAUUCGGUGGUAUGCCCUAAACCUCGGCGACUCGGCCUCCUAGGACACGCCAUCAACGACCCGAUCCGGCCGUUGAGAUGGCAGCUGAGUCAUCAGACAGAGCAGGCAGGAACGGAGCUUCUAGAUAUUAUUCUUACAAAGGGAUCACACGGCUCAGAUCAAAUGUCGAGCCAGGUAGCGUCAUCCCCGCCGUACUUUUGCGGGUCUCCGCCGAGCCGGGCCCCUAACCCAUUAGUCCACGACGCUCGCUUCGGCGAUGAGAAACUAACCCCUAUAUCAUCCCCACUGCCGAUUCCAUCGGGCCUAUCGUCGUCCCCAUCGACAGCAUCGUCCCGAAAAGGGUGUGUCCGUACUAAGUUUGGACACGCCCCGGCAGCGGUGAGGAUUGAGGGCUUUGAUUGCCUCGACAGGGAUCGCAGGAGCUGCCGCAUCUCUGCCGUUGCAUGAGAGCCCUAUCUAGCUAACCCAAGACCAAGUACAUAAAGAUUUUCAACAACCACAACACAACAUCAACAGAGAACUAAAAAGAUUUAGAGGAUAUAAAUUGAGGAAAUGUGGAGAGAUUGAGAUGAAGAGAGAGGUUUCUGUUAUUAUUGUAUAUACAUCCUAUCAUUUUCUUCUUGGGUUUUUUUUUUUUUUUUAAGGUAGGUUUGAGUUGUCCAAUGUAUAUGUAAGUAGAUUUUGAAUAAAGAGACGGAGGCAACCUUAUUUAAGUAGGAGGGGUUUUUGGGAGUCAUUUUGAGUCCAAGGUUGUAAAUUGUAAUCUGGGAGGGGGUCUGUUUGGGAAGUCUUUGUCUUUGAUUUUUAAUUUGCGGCCAAAAAUCUGUAUAAAGAAUGUUUUUAGGGGGAUUUAAGUGUCAUCCACCGUCCAUCUUCCGCGAGAAUCAUGUGUUUGUAAAUGAAUGUAUCCACCUUUUACUUUAAAUUUUUUUAGCCCUUCUGUA
This is a messenger RNA of Magnolia sinica, 1131 nucleotides long. RefSeq lists its product as uncharacterized. The transcript is spliced from 4 exons. The record is from RefSeq and is a predicted model, not a curated record. Lineage: Eukaryota; Viridiplantae; Streptophyta; Magnoliopsida; Magnoliales; Magnoliaceae. The coding region runs from base 155 to 634 and encodes 159 amino acids.